This is a messenger RNA of Rotaria sordida, 327 nucleotides long. The record is from the annotation of a GenBank genome assembly. NCBI's taxonomy places the organism in Eukaryota, Metazoa, Rotifera, Eurotatoria, Philodinida, Philodinidae.
AUGACAAAACAGGAAAGAUUAAUAAGUGAAAUAAUUGCUGUACAUGAUCAGAAUCUUGAAUCGAUUAUAAAUAAAUCUGAUUAUGCAAAAAAUUUAUUAUUACAAUCAUUAUUUGAUCGACAAAUUCAAGAAUAUAUUCAUUUAAAUUAUAACAUACCAAUUGAAAUCUAUGAUAAAUAUAUGUAUCGAUUAAAUUCAUUGAUUAUUCAUAAUCCAAAUGAUUUUGAUAAAUAUAAAAAUUUGUUAGAUAAAAAUCGUUUUAUAUCUGAAAUAGAGUAUAAUCAAUUUUUAUUAUUUUUUUUCUCAAAUUUUUUAUAUUUAAAAUGA